Molecule: messenger RNA, 4401 nt
Organism: Arvicola amphibius (Eurasian water vole)
Lineage: Eukaryota; Metazoa; Chordata; Mammalia; Rodentia; Cricetidae
Gene: Nacad
Product: NAC alpha domain containing
Exons: 9
Coding region: 1-4401 (1466 amino acids)
Biological process (GO): protein targeting to membrane
Cellular component (GO): nascent polypeptide-associated complex; cytoplasm
Source: RefSeq, a predicted model, not a curated record
AUGCCGGGGGAGGCUGCGCGUGCUGAACUGCCGCUGCCUGAGGCAGGAGGGCCAGGAUCCCGCACAGAUCUCUCAUGUGAUGCAGCCAAUGCCACCAUCCUGAAAGGGGACCAACGGGAGCCCCAUGCCCUGACCCCAGGGCCCAGCCUUCUGGCUCUCACAUUCCUGCCCAGCAAACCAGGUGCCCGGCCCCAGCCUGAGGGAGCCAGCUGGGAUGCAGGGCCCAGUGGGGCUGCCUCAACCUGGGUGGACCCAGCAGAGGGCAGCCCAAGUCCAGGGGUCCUCCCUGAGGGCCUACCUCUCCAGCCUUUGUCUGCUGACGUCCCUCUCCCUACCACCCUGGAGCCCCGCAUCGUGAUGGGUGAGGAGACAUGCCAGGUCAUCCCUUCACCCAGGGCAGCCUGGCCAGUGCUCAGGGACCGGGAGGGUGGGCACAUGGCCCUGCAUCCACCUCCGGAGCUGUGUUCUCAGGGUGAUCCUCCUGUGCCUUCCCCUCCCCCCGACCUUGAGUCCUACUUCACACCCCCCUCCACUCCCACCAAGACCAUCUAUGGCCUGCUCCCUGACCAUGGGCCCCACAGGGAUGCCUGGGACCUGGAGGCCGAGCUGCUGGAUGAGGUACUGGACUCAACGCCAGCUUCACCCUCAGGCUCCUAUAUCACAGCAGAUGGGGACAGCUGGGCCUCAUCGCCUUCCUGUUCCCUCAGCCUGCUGGCCCCCGCUGAAGGGCUGGACUUUCCCUCCGACUGGGGCCUCUCCCCGUCAGGGUCUGUGGUAGACGAACUAGAGCCACACCCCACAGACCCUCCAGAGCCCCCGUCCUCCGAGUCUAGCCUCUCAGCCGACAGCAGUUCUUCCUGGAGCCAGGAGGGCCAUUUCUUUGACCCAAGCUUCUUGGCCAACGACCCGAUGAUCCCUGCCGCCCUACUACCCUUCCGGGGUAGCCUCAUCUUCCAGGUGGAAGCUGUGGAAGUGACACCCCUGUCCCAAGAGGAGGAGGAGGAGGAGGAGGAGGAAGAGGAGGUAGCUGCUGGUGCUGCCACCCCAGAUGGAGACCUGGCGGGAGAGGGCGAGGAUGACAGCACAUCUGGCUCCUUCCUGCAGUCGCUGUCAGAUCUGUCCAUCAUCGAGGGCAUGGAUGAGGCCUUCGCCUUCCGGGACGAUACCUCGGCCGCCUCCUCAGACUCGGACUCCGCUUCCUAUGCCGGGGCAGAUGACGACAGGCUGUACAGUGGGGAGCCCCAUGCCCAGCCCAGUGCCCAGAGCACAGAGCAGGAGCACGGAAGCAGAGUCACAGUUCAGGGGACAGAGCACGAAGCCCGUCUCACCAAUAGCCAGGAAUCAAUUGCAGAACUAGCAGAAGAGGCUCCAGUUUUAGGCAGAGAGUCUGAAGCUACCGUGCCCCUCCCUGAUAUGCGAGCAGCUCCAGACGCCCAGGAGGAAGCUACCACAGUCACCCCCAGGGGAGGGAACGAAGAAGUUGAUGCGGUUGCUCAGCAAGCACCCAGCGCACUGCCCCAGCUCUGCCAGAAGGGGCUGAGCAUGACUUUAGGCUCUAAGCCUGUCCCUGCACAACCAAUUCUAGAUCUGCAGGAAGAAACAAGCCCCACCUGUCCAAUCCUUCUUGAUAACCUGAAGGAAGGAGUCCUGGGCCUUCCCUCCACACUGGAGUAUGUAGCUGUGGCUUCAGUGAGACCCCAGAAGGCUGAGGAAGCUGCUGCAAUGCCCCAGGACACCCCUAUUACUUUAGCCCCAUUAUUGCAAUGUGCAGAUCCCGCCUCAGGCCCAGAGUCUGUGGCUGUAGUCACUCUGAAGCUCCGGCAAGAUGAGGGGUGUGUCAUAGCAGUGCAGGGUGCCCCGGUGGCACCAUCACCUACACUCCUACAGAGUACAGAUGUGGCUACAUUUGGGUUCCAAAAGGCUGAGGAAGGCAUCACAGAACCCCUGGACUCCCCUGUGGCAUCAUGCCCACCCCUGAAAGGCUCAGACCCCCUGCAAGGCUCAGAACCUGAGGCUCUGGUCACACUGGGGUCCCAGCAGGAUGAAGGGCUUGCCCCAGUACCCCAGGACUCUCCUAUGGCAUGUCUACCCCUGCAAGGCUCAAAUCUCACCUCAGACCGAGAGCCCGUGCUUGCUGCCACACUGGGACCACAGCAGGCUGAGGAGGGUGACAUCAUACCCCAGGUUACCCCAGUAACAUCAUCUUCACCCCUGCAAAGCUUAGAUUCAACCUCAGAACUACAACCUGUGGCUGCAGCCACACUGGAGUCCCAGCAGGCUGAAGGCAAUGCCACAUCAGCCCAGGACACCCCUGAGAUGGCAUCUCCAUCCCCCCAAGAUACAGAUUCCACCUCUGACCCAGAGCUGAUAGUCCAAGACACCGUUCAGACUCUGCAGAGAGAAACAGGCUAUACCCCAGAGACGAAGCCUUCAGCCUCUGAGGUCCAUCAGGAGUCAGGCGUGGCCUUAGGACCAAAGCCAGUGCCCAAGGAGCAGGAUGCAGAACCCCCUCUAGACUCAGCACUCCCAGCUCCAAAGCCAGCCCAACAGAAUGGCUCAGAGCCAGCUGUAAAAGCUGAUAACUCUGGGGCUCCAGAAGAGCCAUGUCCCACCUUGAGCACAAAGACCUCUGAGCCUGCAUCUUGUGCGGGAGAGGAAGUAGCAGAGAGCCUAUCUGCACUCAAGCAAGGAGCAUGUCUUGAAGCCCGUGAUGGGGUCAAGACCCACUCACCUCAAAGAGAGGCCCUGGGGGCCAAAAACAAGCGGGGCAGAGGCCACAAAGCACCAGGGCAUGGAAAUGUGUCUAAAUCGGCAUCCCAAGGUACAGGGGAGACUUCCAAGGCACAUUCUGCUGCGGGCUCUGAGGUCAGCCAGACACAGCUGACCUCAGCCGUGGAGGGAAGGGUCCUGAGCAGCAAGGACACCUUGGGCCCCAGGCUUCCUGCGGCUCUAUCCGUGCAAGCCAGGCUAGGUUCCUGCCCAGGGUCCCCAGCAAGGGCCACAUGCACACUGAGCAGCAUCUACUCUGAAGAGACUGUCAGGUGUGCACCACCCUUCCUGCAACUGGAGCCCAUGCUAGGCCUGGGUAGCAGAGAACGGUCUCAGAGGACCCCAGGUGCCCUUAAUCCUUCCCUAGUAAACUCCACUAGUGACCUGCCCACUGCAUCCCAGAAGAGGUUCCUGGACCCUGACCCUCCUGCUCCCAGUGCCCUCGACAGGGCAUCCCAAACAUCCCCAGGGCCCCUAGCCUCCUGCUUGUGUCCCACUCCCCAGAAAGUCUCUGUGGAAGAGGAACCCCCAGCCUCUCGUGGUCUGAUGCCUCGGGCAGGAGCCCUGGGACCUGCUGCCGUUACUGCCUCAGGAUCCACAAAGCCUCUGGGGGCCCGGCAGCGUGUCAGCCUCUCACCUCACUCCACCCUCAACCCCAAGGUGAACCCCACAGAUGCCAAAGACCUGGCUUGCAUCAUCUCAAGCCCCUGCCAAGUGCCUCCUCCCUCUGGGACCCAGAACCCAGCUGGCCCUCGAGGGUUCCCAGCCCAUGAGCAACAAGAGGAUGAAGACAGCCCAGAGGAAGACUCACAGAGAGCCCCAGGCUCUGGCCAGCAUUCGGAUAGCCACGGGGAGUCGUCCGCUGAGCUGGAUGAGCAGGAUAUCCCACCUCAGAAAGCGCAGUGCCAGGCACAGGGCUCAGCAGGCAGCAAUGAGGAGACCAUUGCCAAAGCCAAGCAAAGCCGCAGCGAGAAGAAGGCUCGAAAGGCAAUGUCGAAACUGGGCUUACGGCAGAUUCAGGGAGUCACCAGGAUCACCAUCCAGAAGUCCAAGAACAUCUUGUUUGUCAUUGCCAAGCCAGAUGUCUUCAAGAGCCCCGCUUCCGACACCUAUGUGGUCUUUGGUGAGGCCAAGAUUGAGGACCUGUCCCAGCAAGUACACAAAGCUGCAGCAGAGAAGUUCAAGGUGCCCUCAGAGUCCUCAGCGCUGGUCCCCGAGUUGGCACCUGGACCCCGGGUGAGGCCAGAGUGCGAGGAGCAGGAGGAGGAAGAUGAGGAGGUAGAGGAGGCUGGGCUGGAACUUCGUGACAUCGAGCUGGUGAUGGCCCAGGCCAACGUGUCCAGGGCAAAGGCCGUGAGGGCACUGAGAGACAACCACAGCGACAUCGUCAAUGCCAUCAUGGAGGCUUUCACAAAGGGCCAGAGCUGCUACUGUCCUGGAGACGAUCUGUACAGAGAAUGCAAAGAAAGGAAGCCCUGCCGAGUAAGAGGUUCCCAAAGUGUCUGCUCCUGUCCCUUGUUCACAGAGUCAAAGCAGAAGCACCAAUCAGACACUGUGGGCACUCAUGGUCCAACAGACAAGGGUCAGGAUGGAGUGCACCCCCACCCCCACAACAACAUGGCUUUCAGCUAA